AUAAUAGCUUUUUAUUUGCAUGUAUUUUGAAAAAUAAAAGGCCGUUAUUAAAAAUAAAUUAUUUCACAUGAAAAAGUUAUUAUUCUGAGAAGAGUUCCAAAGUUUCAUCAGAUCAGAAAGGUAUCAAUGAUAUAAAAAAGUUAAGAACCUAAUUUAAUUUACCCAUAUUCCCCAAAUUGUAAAUCUUUUGAAGACAGGGCAGGGGAACUUGGGUCCAGUUUUGAAACUUGAGAUCACUGCUGCUCCUGGAAAAUUAAAACAAUGCUAACUUCCCCUGCUAUUCCCAUGUUAUUUGCCACAUACCUUACUCAAUAUUUGAAGGGACCAUUGGCUAGGAGGUCCAUUACUGUGCAUCCUGAGGAAUAUUGGAAAAGGAAAACACAUAAUCCUUGCCUUCUAUAAAUUUAAAGUCCAGUUAAGGACAUAAACUUACAUACAAAGAACACUUAGGGAAUAAUCUUAAGGAUGCUGCAAGAUUGAUAAGUCCCUUAAGUCUAUGAGAGUUCAGAAGAAUAAAAAAUUUCCACUUUUUUUUCAGAGAGGAGCUUUAAGCUAAAAAACAAAUAAACAAAAAACAGGGAAAUGAGCAGGGCUUCUUUUGUAACACCCUAACUACAGCAGCACUCAGUACCUUAUUUGGGUGUGUAAGGUUCUUAAAGAGAAAUUUUGAUGGUUGAGGAGGGAAUGAAAAGUUGGAGGCUACUUCAGAAUAGAAACACCAGUUCUUCCUAGAAGAUGGGAAGAGUCUUCUGAAUGCCAGAUUUGGAAAAUACCCAGUGGGGCCAUCCGCUUUCCGUGAUAAAUGAGCGUGGAGAAGGUGAAAUCUUCCAGGGGCCUGGGAAGCUGAACCUGGUGUUCUGGGAAGGGAGCCAGAGAACAAAAGGAUCAAACAGCAGAGGGGACCCCCUGGUUUCACCCUGGAUUUGUGGGUCAGGGCAGAUGAUCCAGGGCAGCUGACUAUGACAAGAACUUAUGGCUAAGUCUUACCUCGGAUUGUCCACAGGCCAUUAAAGAUGGUCAGAAGUCUUUAAUGAUAGACCUCAUGACCAGAGUACAGGCCCUUUGGAGAAAAAUGUUUUCUAGGAAAAGGCAACCUUAUGAAACAAAUACCUUAGUUCAUGGUUAUUAGAAUUUCAAAAGUGUUUAAUGUCGAUAGAAAUUUUAAUCUCACAUUUUUGUGAGUCAUGUCCUGAGAAGUCUCUCAUGUGGAAAGUGAAAAGAGCAGUAUCUAUGGAAUCAAAGAACCUGGGACCAACUCCGCUUUAGAUAUUUACUAGUUAUUUGAUCCUGUGCAAGUCAAUGCUUCAGCGAAAAAAUAAAGUGCUAUAUCAGAUUGCUUGUGGUCUUGUGGAGGGGGGGGAGGAAAUGAAGGGAAGGAGAGAGAAAAAUUUGGAACACAAAGUCUUACAAAAAUAAAUGUUGAAAAUUAUUUUUACAUGUAUUUGGAAAAAUAAAAUACUAUUGAGAAAAAAAAAUAAAAGAGUUGUAUCUGAUGGCCUUUAAGGGUUCCUUUCAUCUCUAUUGCCAAAUGUUCAGCUAUACAACAAACAUACAAUGGCUUAUGUUGCCUCUUGGUUUAAGUUUUCCUUUAGUCAGGAACCAUUCUGUCCUAGAUGAAGUGUCAGCCUGGGGUCAGAAUGUCCAAAGUUUCAAAAAAAGAACCUCUAGAAAUUGGAAACCUACUUCCAGACUAGGAUCACAUAACUAUAAAGACUGAUCAUGCUCCCCAUAAGGAAACUCCAGAAAAUAAUUUGAAAAUAAAAUAAUAAAAGAUUGAAACAGUUUCUUCUGAGUCUUAAUUGUAUCCUCAGUAAUAAGUGGUUUACGUUUUGUAUCAUAAAAGUUCAAAGGAAUUUCACAUGUACUAUCUUAUUUUCUCCUUUAAAAAAAAAAAAAAAAGCUAAGAUGUGGUUGUGUUGAGAUAAGAUUGUGUUGGGAAUAUUUUCAGGUAAGAAAAUUGGGAUAGGAAGGAGGUCAAAAUUUGCCCAGUUUCACAUUGCUGAUUAGUGACCACUCCAGGACUAAGAAUAUCAGUUUUUCUCACUCCCGUGUUUGGACAAAACUAGACCUGGUUCCUCCUUCUUCCCAGGCCAUAUCCUUCUUGACCUUACCAGUCACACUGCAGGGCUGAUCUCAAGGCACAACAAAUAUGAUCAUAUAUUUGUUCCCAGUAGAGGAAUGUCUUUUUAAUCAAAAUUAAUCAAUUGAGAUUUAUUAAGCACCCACACUAUGUGCCAGGUACUGUGCUAAGCACUAGGGAAACAAAAAAAAAAAAAAAAAGCAAAAGACAAUUCCUGUCCUUCAGUUACAUUGAAAUAUGUGUGUAUAGCAUUUCACAAACCCCAAAUAUUCCCCCCAACUUCCCUCACUCUCACUUUAGAGUGUAAUAAUCAUUACAUCCUACUAAACUUUCUUUUGUCUACCCUGAACAGUACCCUCAUGGUGCCAUAGUAUAGCACAAUCUGUCUGCAAAUCCAAACCAGAUGAAAAUGCAAUUGAGAAAUAUUUAACAAAAUGAAUAAAAACACAGUAAAACUUAGAUAACAUCAUAUUUUAAGAUUAAUUCAUGCAACUAACAGGAAUCUUAUAGAUAGAUUAGAAAUCCCCAUUUCUAUUUGGUGUUUCACAACGGUACAAGAAGUAUAGUGUGCUGAGGAUCUAACUUACAAUCAAACUUAGUUUGAUUCCUUUCAGCUUAUUUGCAUGGUAGUAGGUGCUUUGUUUUGUUUGUUGCAAUCUUUCCUUAAUGAAGCUCCUAGAAAAGUGUGUAUGAUAUAUUUUUACCAUAUUUAACAUAUAUUGGAUUACUUGCCAUCUAUUGGAGAAGAUGGGGGAGAAAAAUUGGAACACAAGGUUUUGCAAGGGUCCAUGUUGAAAAAUUAUCCUUGCAUAUGUUUUGAAAAUAAAAAGCUUUAAUAGAAAAAAAAGAAAGAAAAUGUGUAGGUCUUUGACUGAAUGGCACUCACUCCUUUGUCUUGAUCUUUCAGCAGGCAUCUCCUCAUCAGAUUUGUUUUGUCAUUCUGGCUGCUUCCGUCACCACGUGGGUAAAACGGGCACCCUACAAACAUGGCAGACGAAGAUCUUAUUUUCUGCCUGGAAGGCAUUGACAAUAACAGGUCACUUCACUCCCAUCAUGCUGGCUUUUCUGAUGAUGACAGUGAUGGGGAGGAUGGCUACUACAUCUGCCCCAUCACAGACGACCCUGGCUCUCACAAGAUGGCUAAUUCCAAGGUCUCUGACUACUACAACAACUUAACCAAGAAUGAACAGUAUGGAUCUAAUUGUUCUCCUGGAAGUUCCUUCCAUUUUAAAGAAACUUGGAAACAUGCCAUCGAGAAAGCCAAACACAUGCCUGAUCCCUGGGCCGAAUUUCAUCUCGAAGAUAUCGAAACUGAGUGUGCUACCCGUCACAGGUACAAUGCAGUCACUGGGGAAUGGGUUGAAGAUGAAGUUUUAAUCAAAAUGGCAUCACAGCCCUUUGGACGUGGAGCAAUGAGGGAGUGUUUCAGAACGAAAAAGCUGUCUAAUUUCCUGCACACUCAACACUGGAAAGGUGCUUCUAACUACGUGGCAAAGAGAUACAUUGAGCCCGUGAACAGAGACGUAUACUUUGAGGAUGUUCGCCUGCAAAUGGAGGCCAAACUCUGGGGCGAGGAAUAUAACCGGCACAAACCCCCCAAGCAGGUGGAUAUUAUGCAGAUGUGCAUCAUUGAGUUGAAGGAUCGAGCAGACAAACCCCUUUUUCACCUGGAACACUAUAUUGAGGGCAAAUACAUCAAAUAUAAUUCCAAUUCGGGAUUUGUCCGGGAUGACAACAUUCGCCUAACCCCACAGGCCUUCAGCCACUUUACCUUUGAACGUUCUGGCCAUCAGCUGAUUGUGGUGGACAUUCAGGGAGUGGGGGAUCUCUACACUGACCCACAGAUCCAUACAGAGACGGGCUCAGAUUUUGGAGAUGGCAAUUUAGGUGUAAGGGGUAUGGCCUUGUUCUUCCACUCUCACGCCUGCAACCGGAUUUGCAAGAGCAUGGGUCUUACUCCCUUUGACCUCUCACCAAAGGAGAAGGAUGCUGUUAAUCAGAAUACCAAAUUGUUGCAAUCAGCCCAGACUCGUGUGCGGGGCACAGAGGAAAAGUGUGGCAGUCCAAGGGUGAGGACCUUCUCAGGGAGCCGUCCACCACUGCUUUCCCGCCUUUCAGAGAACUCUGGAGAUGAAAAUAUGAGUGACAUGACAUUUGAUUCCCUCCCUUCCUCUCCUUCAUUUACACCUCACAGCCAGAGAAUAGACCAUCUCCACUGGCCACAAUUCAGUGAGGUUGAUAACCUGGGACACAAAGAUCAUGAACACCUGGAUAACCGUCGAGAUUCUGAGAAUGGUGGGGACAGUGGAUAUCCAAGUGAAAAGAGAAAUGAACUGGAAGACAUAGAUGCUCGAGACAGGGCCCAUUCAAAUGGCAACCGGAAACAGUAUGAAUCCGAUGAAGAUAGUCUGGGCAGUUAUGGAAGGGUCAGUGUGGAGAAAUGGAAUCUCUAUAACUCUGCCAGGCUUCACCUCCAGCGGCCAUCCUGUGUUGCUGUGGAAAUGCAGAGACUUAAUGAUCUGGACCUUGAAAGGAAAAUCGGGAAGUCCAUUUUGGGGAAGGUUCACCUAGCUAUGGUGCGUUACCAUGAAGGGGGACGCUUUUGUGAGAAGGACCAGCCCUGGGAUCAAGAGUCAGCUGUCUUCCAUCUGGAGCAUGCAGCAGAUCUGGGGGAGCUGGAGGCCAUUGUGGGGCUCGGGCUCAUGUACUCCCAGCUCCCCCACCACAUCCUGGCUGAUGUCUCCUUACAGGAGUCGGAAGAGAAUAGAACAAAAGGAUUUGAUUACUUACUGAAGGCUGCAGAAGCAGGUGACCGUCAUUCUAUGAUUCUUGUGGCAAGAGCUUAUGACACAGGUCUGAACCUCAGCUCUGACAGAACACAAAACUGGCAGGAGGCCCUACACUGGUAUGACACUGCAUUAAAUACGACAGAUUAUGAUGAAGGAGGUGAAUAUGAUGGAAUACAAGAUGAACCGAGGCACACACUCCUGGCAAGAGAGGCUGAAAUGCUGUUUACAGGUGGCUUCCAGCUAGAGAAAGAUCCAAAAAGAUCAGGAGAUCUAUACACUGCUGCAGCAGAGGCCGCUAUGGAAGCCAUGAAGGGCCGGCUUGCCAAUAAGUAUUAUGAGAAGGCUGAAGAAGCAUGGGCAUUGAUGGAGGAAUAGCCUGCUGAAGCUGUCAUUACUGUCCAUGUACAUAUUUGGGGCGAAAAAAAUUAUUAUUUUUUAAAAGCUGAAAAGGAGAAAAAGACUUUCUUCAUUUGUCCGCAAAAAAAUGCAUUAUUUAAUGUGUAGUGAAACUGACUUUUGUAUUUCACAUUUUGACUUUAGAAUUUUCCUUUGCCACAAGCAAAGAAACAUAUGCCUGUGAAGGCAGUAUAUUUGUUGGGGUGAGGGAGGGAAGAGCUAAACCGAAGUAACAUCAUGAACUUAGGCCUAUUUUUUGAGAUUAUAUCAUCAAUUUUUUAAAAAUAUUUUUUUAUUGUUUAGAAUCGAGUGAGUUGCUUCCUUUAGAAAUGAAGAAGCUUUAUAUGUUCAGUUGUAUUCACUCCUUUUUGUUUUCUGUGAACAAUGUGAAUAUUUUGAUCAACAAAACAACGUUGGCCAAAUGGAGGAAUCUUUAGCUUUUAUGGCUCCAAAGACUUUUUCAUUUCUUAGGGAUAGGAAGAAUCUUCAGGUUUGCCUUUUGUGGAAUGCAUAUUGAUAGGGGAAACUGUUAAAUUUGGGAAUGGUUUGGAAUAAAGUUAGAAAGGCUCCUCUGAAAUUAUUCCUCCACAUUUCCAUGAAUGACCAUGGUCCCAUUGUCUCAAGGACCCUUCUUUUCUGGGGGGUGAGAAAGAUAUCUUCAGGUUGCCUUUUAUGGCUAGCAAACUGAUUAAGAAAACUAUAUAUUUGGAAAUGUUUUGAAAUAAAGUUAGAAAGCCUCCUCAUAUGGAAUUAUUCCUCCAGAUUUCCAUGGGUGCCCAAAUUAGGAGGGAAUCUAGCUCCCCUAAGCUCUUUCUACCAAGGGGAGCUUUCUGCUGACUUCUCUCUAUUCAUUCAGCUCAGAUGCCUUUAUUUUUAGUGGUUUGACUAUUAAUAUGACACAGCAAAAAAUAUAUAUAUACUAUUUUGAAUUAUAUUUCCUUCAACAAGCUUUUAAAUAAGAGGUUUGAUAACAUUGUAUGCAAACAUAUUUCUACCUCCAAGUCUUAAAUUAUCCAGUGGGGAAUAGCAUAGUUAUAAAGCAGGUGUUUGAGAAAGUUAUAUUGUUGCAUGUUUGAGCUUUUUUUUUUUUUUCAUCCUAGUGGAAAUGUAUUUAGAAUCUUAAUGUAAAAACCAACAUACCACAACACUGAAGACCUUUGUAUGGUAUGCCAUUCUUGGCUUUCAACAUCCAUCAGAUUUUCUUCAUUGUUACUUGUUGUUUGAAUCUCCACUGAUCAGAAUGUAAUUUUCAGCUCUCUAGUUCCAAUGAUAAUCCAUUGAGAACUGUAUUGCAAGUAAGGGAACAACUCUUUCAUUCAUACUCAGCUAAUUCAGUUUGUUCACACAUGGCCAGACUGAAAUUUAUCUUUGCUUAUCCAGUCUUCUCUUCAGAGACUGCAAGUUAAUAACAUAAAUAAAAUUUUAGGGCAAAUGUUUUAAAAACAUGGAUAAGAACAGACUUAUCAUUUAGCCUGAAGCACUUUAGCAUCCAUCUCCAUGAAAAUAAGUGAUAAUGCUCAUCACAAAGCAUUUUUUAUCUGUUCAUUGAAGAAUGUCCUCUAAGGAAUACUACUGGAAAGCACUUUUGUGGGUCUGGUUUGAGUUACUGUAUGUUCUUGAAAGUAAUAAAAAUUCAUUUCUUUAAAAAAAAA
Molecule: messenger RNA, 6917 nt
Organism: Antechinus flavipes (yellow-footed antechinus)
Lineage: Eukaryota; Metazoa; Chordata; Mammalia; Dasyuromorphia; Dasyuridae
Gene: EEF2K
Product: eukaryotic elongation factor 2 kinase
Exons: 17
Coding region: 3067-5244 (725 amino acids)
Biological process (GO): protein phosphorylation
Molecular function (GO): elongation factor-2 kinase activity; calmodulin binding; ATP binding
Source: RefSeq, a predicted model, not a curated record